CAUUAUCGGUUUGGCAAAACAAAUUGAGUUUAAAACAAUAGUUAUUGUCGGUUCUUGGAUACAUUUAUUAGGCUAUAUUAAAAAUGAUAUAUUUUAAAAUUUAUUAAUUCUUUAAAUGUGAGUUUCUCUUGGAUGCAUUGAAGAUAGAUAUAUGUGCUUUUUGAAAAACUGAAUAGAAAUUAGCAAAAAAAACAUGACUACACCGGAAGUUAUGACAUCGACGGAAGUUGAAAAUGUUACAAAAUCAGGAUUUGAUGAAGAUGGGUGGAACUUGUAUCCAUUAGCAAGGGAAUGUUAUUAUAUUGGUCUUGGUAUGCAAUGGCUAAACGUUGUCCUUAUAUUAUCCUUGAAUACAGCUGUUAUAGUUACAAUACUUCGAUACAAGAAGAAGUCUCGACUUUACUUUCUUCUCAUGCAUAUGGCAAUUGCAGAUUUAACAACAGGUAUAACGGACGCCUUAGUUAACGCCUUAGAACGAUCAUUAGGAGCAGAAUAUCUAAUGUACUGGUGGUUUGCUGGGGAUGUUGUAUGCAGAAUUCAACGAACACUGAGUAAUACAUCUUUGCUUGCAUCUAACCUUAUCCUUGCUGCAACUAGUGUGGAUAGGGCUCUAGUUGUUGCUAAACCAAUGCUCAACUUUAAAAGAGGAAAUACCUUGCAGAAGAUUCUUAUUAUUUGUUGUUGGUCAUUAAGUGCAGCUAUUUGUAGCCCAUUGCUUAAAAUAUACCAUCAAGAAAUAAAGGACCCGUACUUUAUUGAAGGAAAGCAAAGUGUUCCAACGUGCACUGAAGGCUUCAAAGGAGACGAAUGGAAGGUAUUUUACGUCUUAUAUUUGAUAUUCUUAGUCCUGAUACCGUUGUCUGUUAUCAUCAUGAGUUAUUCAAUACUAAUCUACGCUAUCUAUAAGCGAGCAAGAUCCCCACCAAACAGUAUUCAUGGGGUUGACAAUAUGAGAAUAAGUUUAGUAUUCAACAGAGGACUCCCAAGUUCAAAACGACGGAGCAUAAAGUUGACAUUUGGUAUAGUUCUAGGUUUCAUCGGUGCCUGGUCUCCAUUUUUCAUCAUACUGUACAUGAAUAUAUUUCAUAACUUCAGUAAUCCAAUUGUUAUGCUGUUCAUACCAGCGUAUUUCUGGAACUGUAUCGUGAACCCGAUAGCUUUCUUUAUAUUCCAUAGACGAAGAGGAUCAAAUACAGCGUGUAGUGUAUAAUUCUAGUGAUGCGGUUUUAAGACGAUUUGCAGACUCAGCAAAUUCUUCAAGGAAGUACGCCUAUCAGAGAUAUAGAGAAAAC
Molecule: messenger RNA, 1292 nt
Organism: Ruditapes philippinarum (Manila clam)
Lineage: Eukaryota; Metazoa; Mollusca; Bivalvia; Venerida; Veneridae
Product: neuropeptide S receptor-like
Exons: 7
Coding region: 194-1210 (338 amino acids)
Biological process (GO): G protein-coupled receptor signaling pathway
Cellular component (GO): membrane
Molecular function (GO): G protein-coupled receptor activity; peptide binding
Source: RefSeq, a predicted model, not a curated record